UCCUCAGAAAUGAACGAACUUUACUUAAAAAACCCGAAGUGAAAGCAGAAUAUGACAAAGCAAUUAUGGAAUAUUUGGAACUCGGACAAAUGAAGAAAAUAGAAUACAUUACCCUUCUGUUAAAGCGACCCAAUAUUACUUACCACACCACGCAGUCAUUAAACCCGAUCGUAUAACCACGAAAUUGCGUGUGGUAUUUAAUGCAUCUUGCCCUACGUCAAAUAACAAAAGCUUAAAUGACGUCUUACAUAUCGGGCCUACUUUACAGAAAGACCUUGUCAUUCUGAUCACAAAUUGGCGACUCUUCCAAUUCGUUUUUAAUGCGGAUAUUCAGAAAAUGUACCGGCAAAUACUCGUAGACCCUAAUCACACUCGGUUCCAAAGGAUAUUAUUUAGAUAGUCCCCGGAAGACACAAUAGAAGACCCUCAUGAAGCUAGCCGAUGAUGUUGAAGAAACCCACCCAUUAGCAGCCAAAAUACUUCGCCAGGAAAUGUAUGUAGACGAUGUUUUAGCUGGAACAUAUGACCUGACCACGGCAAAGUCAGCACGAGAUGAACUCAUUUCCGCUCUGAAGUCCCCAGGAUUCGCUCUGCGAAAUUGGACCUCCAAUGACCCACACAUUCUGAAAGGACCUCCACAGGAUCAUCUUUUAGAGACGGAAACACUCAACCUUUCGGAACCCGAGAACACCAAAACUCUGGGCAUUCGAUGGAACUCCAAAAAUGAUUCAUUUUUCUUCCUCGUCAAUCCAAUGGAGAAAAAACCCGCACACACCAAACGAGAAGUUUUAUCAGCCAUGGCAAAAUUGCUUGACCCAGCCGGUUGGCUUAGUCCAAUAAUAAUCACGGCAAAAAUAAUUAUGCAACAAAUAUGGCUAGAUAAAACUGACUGGGAUGAAAGCCUGAAGCCCCUCAUCUAUUGAAUUGCAACCUCUGGUGGCAUGGACCCCAAUGGCUACAACAUGAAAAAGAGCAUUUUCCAGCAACGGAGAAAACAUACAACACUACCGUGGAAUUCAAACCCGUUAUGACGUUUGCGAUAACCACCCAAGAGGACAUACUCGAAAGGUUUUCCUCAUUCCCCACAGCUAUUCGCGUUAUCGCUUACCUAUUCAUGUUUUGCGCAAAUGCCUCACCAAGGAGGCGAGAAAUUGAUUACUCAAACCACGAAAUAACCCCGGAAGAGUUCAAAACAACCCGAAUGAAGUUAACUAUUCACACCCAAAAAACACAUUUCCGAGAAGAAUAUGAUGCAUUGACCCAUAAAACCCAAAUACAUAAGAAAAGUUCAUUAUUGACUUCAAAUCCAUUCAUUGAUCCUAAAGGAGUUAUGCGAAGUGACGGAAGAUUAACCAAUUCCACAGCGCUAUCAUAUAAUGAGCGCCACCCUAUCUUAUUAUCCUAUAAUAGUCGUAUAACAAAAUUACUAACUCAAUUUACCCAUUUAGCAACGUUACACCGCGGAAAUCAGUUAGUUCUCCGACUCCUAAGAACAGAAUUCUGGAUACCCAAAGCAAAGAUGCUGAUUAAAACAAUAAUUCAUCAAUGCAAAACGUGCAUCAUACACAACAAGGCUCAACAAACCCAAAUAAUGGCAGCUCUUCAAAAUGAACGAACCAUCCUAACCCGGCCGUUUGCUGCCACUGGUAUCGACUUUGCUGGACCCUAUGACGUCAAAAACUACACUGGGAGGGCAUGUCUAAUCACCAAAGGAUAUAUAUGUGUAUUUGUAUGCUUCUCAACUAAAGCAAUACAUCUCGAACCCGUUAGCGAUCUCACUACGCAAGCCUUCCUAGCAGCAUUCUUCCGUUUCUUCUCGAGGCGUGGAUGUCCCGCUAAUCUUUAUUCCGACAACGGAACAAACUUUAUAGGAGCUUCACAGUUGCUAAUGAAAGAUCGGCGUGAAUUAUUACAGACACUUCGAACUCAAAUUACAUCUCUCCAUAGCCAUCAAAAUAUCUCAUGGCACUUCAACCCAACUCCACAUAUGGGUGGAUUAUGGGAAGCAGGCGUAAAAAGUCUAAAAACCCACCUAAAAAAGAUCAAAACAUUACAAAAAUUCAUGUUUGAAGAAUUUGCUACCCUAUUGACCCGCAUUGAAAGUUGUUUAAACUCUCGGCCAAUAAGCCCCAUAAUCGACGACUCAUCAAACUUGAAACAUCUAACUCCAGGACACUUCCUUAUAAGUACCCCAUUGUUAACCCCAGCCGAACCCAAUUUAGAGGAUGCAAACUUAAGCAUCGUUAACAGAUGGCAGAAACUAAAAAUACUCUACCAGCACAUUUGCAAGAGAUGGAAGGAAGAGUACCGUAAAGAGCUAUCGUUGGAGAUUGGAGCGGAUAUAUACCCUCAAAUUAUCAGAAGUGGACUCUUCAAACCCGAUAAUGGUACAGUGGUGGCGCAGAAUACAGCAUUUGGCUGGACCCUUACUGGCAUCAUCUAACCCUAAAUUCUGCAAGGUGGCCGCGAUGUUUAAUCCAAACAAAUACUCCUCUGCGUUACUCCCACAAAUUACAUAAAGUAAAAGAGGCGUAAUGCAGAGGAAUAUCAACCGCCCCAACUUCACACACAAGAACAGAAGGGGAAACAAAAGAAGACGAUUUUCCCGCGCAUUUACCAAAAAGGUCAUUAUUAUCCCGCCAACACAGCAAUCAAGCAUAAGUGAAAACACAAGCGAACACGGAGUGAACACACAAGUAAAAUAUAAGCCAACAUAGAGUAAAGUUAAUUAUAAUAAAGUGAACACAACUAGUGAGACAAAUUACAGUGAACACGGAGAGCAAAACGUUUUUAAACAAGGAAUCCACACAACAUUAAACAGCGAUACUCCACAUCAACAACAACAACACAGGAUAAAGGAAUUUGCACCCACAACAGGUUACAACACAUGAAAUUAUUAACAUAGAAUUACAUAUAUCUAUAAAUUAAACCAAUUAACCCAUAUUGGCAACACGCACACACA
Bactrocera tryoni is the source of this 2962-nucleotide messenger RNA. RefSeq lists its product as uncharacterized. Gene Ontology annotation, molecular function: nucleic acid binding. The transcript is spliced from 2 exons. Gene Ontology annotation, biological process: DNA integration. Bases 1028 to 2443 code for a protein of 471 amino acids. The record is from RefSeq and is a predicted model, not a curated record. NCBI's taxonomy places the organism in Eukaryota, Metazoa, Arthropoda, Insecta, Diptera, Tephritidae.